Molecule: messenger RNA, 2171 nt
Organism: Saccostrea cuccullata (small rock oyster)
Lineage: Eukaryota; Metazoa; Mollusca; Bivalvia; Ostreida; Ostreidae
Product: zinc finger protein 862-like
Exons: 4
Coding region: 1-2130 (709 amino acids)
Molecular function (GO): protein dimerization activity
Source: RefSeq, a predicted model, not a curated record
AUGCCGCCGGCAAAGAAAAUGAAGUUUUCACUUCCACGUGGUCAAAAGACACUAACCUCCAUGCAGUUUCCAACCGGCUUAAGUUCAGAAAUAGAAUCGAGUCCAGAGGAAGGAGAUACAGCAAAUGUAAGAAAUGCUGAUGCAGAAAUGAACAAUGACGAGACCAGUUACAGUAAAAGCGCUGAUAAACAAAAAAGAAAAUUUCAAUCAUCGUGGCUUAAAUUGUGGCCCUGGAUGAUUUACGAAUCGGAAAAAAUGUUUUGCACUAUAUGUAAAGAAAGGGGUAAAGACAAUAUAUUUACGCAGGGUUGUGGUACAUUUAAAACUUCGUCAUUAAAUAGACAUGAAAAUUCUCAAGAUCACAGGGAUAGUAUACAAGCACAGUCACUUAGUAAAGAGAUGAACGUAGCUGUAGCUAAAAUGAUGACAGACCACGAUUCAGCUUUAAUAAAGGCUAUAAAGACUGUACAUUGGCUUGCCAUUGAGAAUUUACCACUGUCAAAAUUCGAAAGUAUGAUGGAUUUUCUUAAAGAUAUAGGCACACCAAAUCUGAAUUUUUUACAAGUUGGAAAUCGAAUUGAUUAUCAGUCGUACUAUUCAGCUAAUGAAUUUCUACAUGCAAUUAGUGAUGUGAUAGAAGAGAAAACAACUGAAAACCUACAGAAGUCACCAUUUGUAACAAUAUAUGCAGAUGAAAGUACAGACAUUUGUAACAAGAAAAGAAUGACAAUGACAGCUAGGAUAAUUAACCCAGAAAAUUCUAGAGCACAAACUGUAUUUCUGAGAGACAUUGAGUAUGAGAGUGGGACAGGGGAGGGAUUGACUUCAGAGAUAAUCAAGGAGUUGAAUUUACGACACAUAUCGAUAUCAAAGGUCCUUGGUUUCGGAUCAGAUGGUGCAUCAGUCAUGACGGGGUUAGAUAAAGGUGUAAGUGGAAGACUGAAAGAAUUGAAUCCUCACAUUUUAAACAUUCAUUGCAUGGCACAUAGAUUAGCACUUUGCACUGCACAAGCAGCAGAAGGAAUCCCUGCUCUGAAAAGAUACCAAGAGUUUAUGACAAAAUUAUUCUAUUAUUUUAAAGUCUCAGCAGAUAGGGAGAAGGAAGUUCACAAAGUUCAAGCUCUUUUGGAUCAUCCCAUGCUGAAGUAUAAAGAAAUUCAUGCUGUGCGCUGGCUCUCAUUCUACGAUGGAUUAGAAACCAUUUACAAAACUCUUGAUCCUCUUUUAACUUACUUGCACAACCGAGAAGCCAAGAAAGACCCUAAAGCCAAAGGACUCCUAAAGCAAAUGGCCACAACGCAAUUCAUCUAUAUCACCUAUCUAAUGAUGGAUGUUCUUCCAAUUGUAAUGAGAUUGUGUCUAACCUUUCAAAAGGAUGACUUAGAUAUUGCUCGUGCUAAGAUUUCAGUUGACUCCUGUCUGAGUGAGCUGGAGGCUUUCAAAGAAGGAAAAACUUUCCACACUACAUUUGUUGAGCAGUUUGCUUCAGAUAUUACAGAAGUUGAUGACCAUCCUGAAUUCAAAGGACACAGAAUUCACAAAGUUCCUGGUGCGAAUUUCCAGUCACUUAAGAGCCAAUUUAUAAAUAGUUUGGUCUCAAAUAUUAGGAAAAGAUUUCCACAGAAGUCCCUGAUGGAUGCCUUCUAUGUCCUGUCCAUGCGAGCCAUUAAUUUCAGUGAUGUGGAGACAUAUGGUAUUGAAGAAAUAAAUGAACUUCUUGACUACUACGGAACUUCAAAAUGUCACAAAUCUGCCAUCUCACAGCCGGUAUUAUGUGCAGAGAAAGUUAGAAAUCAGUGGAUGUUGGCCAAGCAGAUUGUCAAGUCUGCAAGAUACCCAACAGACCAGAUGCAAGAAUUAUGGGAACUACUCACAAAACACCAUAAAGAAGAAUUGAAUGAACUGAUCAAGCUAGCACAGAUUGCACUCACUUUACCCCUGCACACUGCAAGUUGUGAACGAGUGUUCUCCCAGCAAAACAUUAUUCUUACCAAGCAGAGAAAUUCCUUGGCACCCAAAAUUUCCGACCGACUCCUAAGAGUUCGAUUAAACAAGCAAGAAACUAUCAAUUAUGAAGAUGUUUUGAAAAGAUGGAAUUCUUUAAAAAAGCGUAUCAUCUCUGCUCAGUAGUAUCAUAUUGUUAUGAUAUGUCAAUAAAGCAAUCCAAUAAU